AAGAAUCUGCUGUCCGAGUCUGACAAAUGAAUCCAGUCCGAGUCUUCGCAAAGAUUUCCAAAACCCACCUCACAAAAUUAAAAAUCUUGUUAAAAGCGGAAGAUUAAUGAAUGAUUCGAUUAAAACUGGGAAACGAUGACGAAAAGAUGACCACACUUUGUUUCGACACACACUCAUAGUAUAAAUUCUCUGUAUUUAAUCGAAGACCCUUUCUCUCAAUAGAUAUAUACGCACAUAUACGUCACAAAGCAGAGUUGUUUCUCUCUCUAGUUUCAUCCCUGAUCUUGAUUUUGCGUGUGUUUACGGAUAAUUGAAGUAUGAGGGGAGGAGGUGGGAAAGAAGAGGCGGAAAUUGAUCGGCUUCCAAUUGAUCUUCUGGCUCAUAUAUUUUCGCUCAUCACUUGCUUCAAUGAUUUGGCCCAGGCAAGUGGCGUGUGCAGAAAAUGGAGGCAAGGAGUAAAGGAAUCGCUGGCGAGGAAGGAGAAACUGAGUUUUGCAGGCUGGGAAAUGGAUGAUGAAUCUGUUACUCGCCUUGUUCUUCAUGCUUAUGGCCUCAAGGAGCUCUGCAUACCAAGGAGCUGUUGGGGUUGCCAAAUAACAGAUCAUGGACUGGACCAAUUGUCCAAGGCAAAAUGUAUCAGCAACUUGGUCUCAAUUUCCCUGUGGGGUUUAACUGGAAUCACAGACAAAGGAGUUGGUCAACUGAUUUCAAGAGCUACUUCUCUGCAACACCUGAAUAUUGGUGGUACAUUUAUCACGGAUGCAUCUAUGUCCGUAAUUGCAGAUAGCUGCCCACAUCUGAAGACCAUUGUUUUGUGGGGCUGUCAUCACGUAACCGAGGACGGGCUUACUCUGCUGGUUAACAAAUGUCGGAAACUCGAGUCGAUCAACGCAUGGGGUAUGAGAGUUCCUCUGGACUGCUUCAUUGGUCUGCUUACAAUCAGCCCAGCCCUUAAAAUACUACCCAAAGAAAUGUUGUUAGGUGCUGAAUGAAAGGGUCUUUUAAGGAAUGCCAGUUGUUUGGACAGUAAUGCUAUAUGUGAAUAGAUUAUUUCUCUUCACAAAAUGUUAAUAGAACACAUUGUGUAAAGAUUGCUUGCUCUGUACUUAUCAAUUCAAUUAACUGGUGACAAUUCCUUCAUAUGUACACAUUAUUAUUCCUUAAAUUCAUCAAUGAAAAUUUUAAGCCAGCCGCGAAAUUUAUUGGUAACA
Messenger RNA from Olea europaea var. sylvestris, 1211 nucleotides. Its product is annotated as F-box protein At5g67140-like. Gene Ontology annotation, molecular function: protein binding. Gene Ontology annotation, biological process: SCF-dependent proteasomal ubiquitin-dependent protein catabolic process. Gene Ontology annotation, cellular component: SCF ubiquitin ligase complex. The record is from RefSeq and is a predicted model, not a curated record. The coding region runs from base 318 to 992 and encodes 224 amino acids. The transcript is spliced from 5 exons. NCBI's taxonomy places the organism in Eukaryota, Viridiplantae, Streptophyta, Magnoliopsida, Lamiales, Oleaceae.